Equus quagga is the source of this 2627-nucleotide messenger RNA. It is a transcript of the gene PRR15, whose product is annotated as proline rich 15. NCBI's taxonomy places the organism in Eukaryota, Metazoa, Chordata, Mammalia, Perissodactyla, Equidae. The transcript is spliced from 2 exons. The coding region runs from base 677 to 1054 and encodes 125 amino acids. The record is from RefSeq and is a predicted model, not a curated record.
CCCGCUGUCCUGGGCUUCAGGUUUCCCGAAUCACUUGACGAGGAACUAGCAGGUGGGCAGAUGUCUUCCCACGCCGAGGACAGACGCGUAGGAAGGUUCAAUGCACUGGAGUGAGCUGCCGGGGUCCCAUCUCCCGGCAGUUCCCGGGCGGCGCUGGCAGAGAAGAGGGACGCGCUCGAGAAUUAAAGGCUACUACGCAGGAGGACCCGCUUGGGCAUUCACCUGUGGCAGUGAGCUCGGCACCCACUCGCCGCGGCGCCCUCCGGUUGGAGCCGACAGCGCUGCGAGCCCGGGGCUGCCGCCGCCACUGCGGCGGGCAGAAGUCGGAGGCGCCAGGAGAGGUCAGCAGCAGCAAUCAGCGUAGCUGGACUGCGAGAUUUCGGCUGGCACACUUUCCAGAAAGAAGCACGACCUCCCCAGGACCGCGCGAAGGAACGCCGCGGCCCGGCUUCUAGGUUGCCCCAAGCGCACCCACUCUGUGCUCUCGGCGGAGAGCGCGGCGCGUCCUGGGAAACCAGAACAGCACAGGCCGCUGCCUCGGCUCCCACCCCGCAGCCCGCCUGCGAGCAACCGGGGGAAAGGCCGGAGCGGACGCCGGAGACCACCGGGAGGGAGGGGCCGCUACCGCCGAGGCUCUUGCCCACCCGCGGCGCCCGGGCCCCUUGGCCGGCGGGCCAUGGCCGAGAGCGGCACGGGCAGCUCGGGCCCCUGGUGGAAAUCGCUAACCAACAGCAGGAAGAACGGCAAGGAAGGCACGGUGGAGGCGCAGCCUCCGGCCCAGCCUGCCCCUGGGGAGCCCGCGCCGCCCAGCCCGGACUGGACUAGCGGCUCGCAGGAGAAUCAGCACCCCAAUCUCCUCGGGGGCGCCGGCGAGCCCCACAAGCCAGACAAGUUUUGCGGGGAGAAAUCGGGCAACAGCCGCCGCAAUCUGAAGAUCUCGCGCUCGGGCCGCUUUAAGGAGAAGAGGAAAAUGCGCGCCACUCUGCUCCCCGAGGGAGUCAAGUCCCCGGAGGAGGCGGGCUUCCCUGGUGACCCCCAGGACGACAAGCAAUAGCCCGAGCGCUCCAGGACGGUCUCUCUUCCCACCACGCCUCCCCAACCCCCAGUGCUAAACCCGAGAAUUCUGACCCGCCCCUGUACUUGGUGUCUCAUCCCACGAAAUGCAGAAUAUUCACGCAAGGCCUCCACGAUUUUAUCUUCCUGGAAAUUGAAGUGUCAAUUGAGUUUUCCAUAUGUCAUGACUCAAGGAUGCAUUAAGUAUUUAUUCGUGGUAAGGGAAGAUUCCUGCCACAGAGGAAGUUGGCAUAAUUAUUUUGUUCUAAAAGCUUCUGUGGCCUCCACCCCUUGUAUCGCCAAUGGAAGUGAGAAGGAAACUUCUCUAAGAGAUGGUAGCUCAGCUGGAACUGUGCAGCCUCUCAAAUGAGGAAGGCAUGCUCUGAUUCGGGACUUGCUGUUGGAAAGCAAACCACAAUGCUGUUUUUAAUGCCUGAGAAAUGCACUUUACAAGCACUCCUGUAGAGUUACACCUUAAGUGAAGGGAUGGGAAAGAGCAAGCAGUCUUAACUGAAAGCAUUUCAAGUAAAGCAAGAUUGCUUUUAAUGUUGAACUACAAAACUGUACUGCCUAUCUUAGUGGGGACCAUUAAAAUUGUUGCACUGUAAGACUUAAGGCAACUUUUGUAUUGUUUCCAUUGCAAGGCUGAAGCCCGUCAUACUUAAAAGCAGGCAUGCAAAAUCCAAGGUGACAGAGUUAAUCAUUUGCCACACCACAUAACAGCUACUCUUGGAAAGCUGCAGAGAGGAGAAUAUUGCUAGAAACUAGCAAUACCCAGACUGGAACCAGUUAGCUGAAUGUCCCGAGUUACUGACCAAAUUCAAGAAAGGGAGCGAGGGGUACUAACUCACUAUUCCUAAAUUCUCUUUUUAUUUCACUGCAUCUUAGUAGAGUAGAAUAAGUCACAAUGCUAGUAAUAAUUCUUAUUGGUAUCCAUUGUUAACCUUACAGACGAACAAUUAUCUGAAAACACUCAAACAGAUGGACUGAACUCUUAGCUUGUGCAAAGCUGGCUUUUUCCCCCACUCCUUUGCUUCAAAAGCUUAUUUUUUUUUUUUUAGUUUGAGGUAUGCAUUUAAUCUAGUUUCAAAGCCUUUAGAUUUACCAACCUGAAGAUUCUCAACAAAAAUCUACCUGUUUGCUUUUGUUAUAAGCUUGAAGAAGAAGAGUAAAUGAAUACCCCUUGCUUUCAACAAAUUACAAGAGACUUAUUGUAGUUGUUAAGAUCCACUGGGAUCAUUUCCCACAGCAAUUCAGUUCAUCUACAAACACCCAGAAAUGCAUAGCAGGGAAAUUGCUUUGAUCAAAGUGUGUAUAUUUUUUUUAGAUAAUUACAAGCAAGAACUUGAUUGAAGCUUCUGAGUUUGUUAUAUAGAGAGAAGCAGUUUUUUGCUUCUUCCAAAUUAGCAAUUUAUAAAAUAGCAAAACAUGUUGAUUGUUUAAAGAGACUUAACAAAGAAACGAUGCAAAUGGCUAUAAUGGAUUUAAAUUAGUGAAUCCAGCUUGAGCACCAGCAGAAUAAGAGUUUACCACUUGAUACAUGAGUUUCCACAUACCAAACCUUACUCCAAAGG